GCAGCAGGAGGAGGAGGAGGACGACGACGACAACAGAGGGUGGGGGCAGAGCUCGUGUAUCCGUUGACGAGGUUUCGGGUCGGAUUUGCUGCGUAUUCUUGGACAAAACCGAACCGCUCUGCUGUUAUUUCCGAGCAACUCCAUCAUGAUCGGCGUCUUUAGUUAGAGCCUCCCUUUAUGUGAACUCCGAAAUACUCCGAACACCGAAUUUCCUGCAGAAAAUGGAUUUAGCUCGGCUUCAUCCCGUUUCCCUGUUUGCCGUGUGGAUAACCGUUGUUACGGCCCUGGUGGAGCCACCAGGGAACGUGACUCUUCACUGCCACAACCUCACAAACAUCCUGAAGUGGGAUUACAACCAACUCACACCAGGGGUUAAAUUCAGAGUGGAUAUCCAACCGUAUAAAGGAGCUGCUGAAAAUUUUUUGGUAGAGCCAUCAGAUCUCCAAGCUGAACUACCACCUCUCAUAGAUCCAAGAGAAGAAUUCUACGUCACUGUAACCGCUGUAAUGGGUGAGGAGGAGUCUGAACCCAGCCCUUCAGAUGGAUUAAUUUUCACUUACUCCCAAGAAUCCUUAGUGGAGAAGAAAUGUGUUGUGGACCUCCCAUCAGUGAAUGUCACCAUCCAGCCACAUGACCAGAUCGAGUUCCGCUUCGAGCAUCCCUGGCUGCUCUACAAGAAGAAGCUACGUGGCGGUGGGGAAUCAAAAUCUAAACAGAGGAGAAGCCAUGACGCACUGAGAAGUGAACGACUACCUCUUUUUACUUACAAAGUUAUGGUCGUCAACCAGGGGAAGCAGCCACAUUCCGACUAUUGUGAGGAGAGAGUGUGUACGAACACACUGCCCGUCGAUGCUGCAAAGAAAGAACACUGUCUGACGAUCAACGGAGAGAUGAAUCUGAUAUCCGUUAAAUCCAACCAGGAGUUCUGCGCCCAGCCAGGAGAAGCGCCAUCUUAUGGUAGACAUGAUUACAUUUACGUUAUCGUCAGCGUGCUGGUUCUGAUUCCAGUUGCUGCCAUUGGCUUCAUGGUUUACCACAAAAGAACCCGUCCUUUAUCUUCUACACCCGCCCCUCUGUUUCCCGGAUCGUUCUUAAAGCAGCCAGUGAGACCACUUCCUGUUCUUACUGAUAACGUUCAGGAGGUGCAGGUUGCCUCACCCACACCGCUGCUGACAUCCACAGAUGAGGAGGAUGGGAGAGAAUUCACCACUGUUCCUGAUUAUGACAUGCGAUUUCCCAUCGGGGUGACGGAAGAGGAUGAAGGUGUGUCCGACGUCACAGAACGAGAGGAACCGAACGUUGAGGGAUCUGAUUACAUGGGAGGCAGACACCUGGAAGGAGAAGAACCCGAUGAAGGUCGAUCCGCCUACGAGAGCCGUAUUCCAGUGACGGUUGAGCUGGCGCCAGACGAGACAGCCGAGGGCUACCGAGCCUGAAGGAAGAGCUGCUUCCCUCCAACAAUCACCACAUUUAGUGUGGUCAAACAUGGCAUGUUUGCAGAAUUCACUUUCUGUUAUUUCCUGAUCAGUGCCACGAUAAGCGCCAACCACGUUCUUGUGUUGCAUUAUGCUCUGUUUUAGCAUGCUAACAAGAAGCUUUUGUGAAAUUAAGUCUAGUAAAGUUGCACCUUUUUGGUGACCCAGCAUCCGUAAGCUGUUCCCUGUAACUAGGUCACCACAUUACUUAAACCAAAUCAGUGGACAUAUGAAAGAACUGCUGUUAAACUUUUCCUUGAACGUGGUCACUGCUGCUGAAAAACACGACGUUCCUUCACUGGUUGGGUUGACUUUAAGUUUAACAUCUCGGACUGUUUCGUCAAUCACAGUUCCUUUUAAGGCCUUUGUUUUAUCGCAAACUUUUGUGUUUGUAUGAAAUGCAGACCACUUUUGUUUACCUAUUUAUUUUUGCAUAAGUGAGAACAUUUCAGUUUCUAAAUCCCCGUGUAGUGCGCUAGUCCUUGGAUCAUUUUAUACCCUCCACAUGGAUGGGAAACAAAGACAGAAAUGUUGCACUAUAUUGAAUGUUUACGUUGAGACCACACUGCUCAGCGUUGUGUGCCAUUGUAAUGAAAGCCAGAAUCAAAGAUUGCCAAGUAGCCAGCACUUAUCUUCUAUGUUUUAGUACUUAAAGGAUCCGCCUCUGACGGUUCUUGUCCCUAUCAGUUUGACCAGUUUGUCUCGAUGAGGCGUUAGCAGUGGAACGAUCCUCGACAGAAGAGAACAGAGAGAAGCUGAGGGAUGAGACGAGGUGUGAAGAUACCAGAACUGUGACCUCGUGAGGGAGGUGGUGUUUUGCAGAUUUACCUCGUAAAGUCAGGUUUAAGACUGAAAAAAAAUCAAUAUGUACAGUAAUUUGCAUAGAAUUAUAGACUAAUAGCAACAUUUACAAACAGUUUAAUCUUUCUGCAGCUCAGUGACAUCUGCUGGCUUCUGUUGUACACAAGCAUGACUUUGUUGGUCUGAACUGGGUAGUCGUUUUACUGCAACACUGUGGAAUAGUGCCCUUUGAAUGUCCUUGUAAUCACUUGCACUAUCUUUCUGCGUCUAAUUUGGACGCUUUAGUUUCUAGUUAGGCUGGCAGCACCUUAAAGUCGCAGUGAACCAGAAGUUAGAGCAUCCUUUAGCUUCAGUAAUGUGACUUUUUGUAUGAGUGAAAUGCAAUGUGUGGACGGUUAUUGAGAAAGUUAUUAAAAUUCUUCUGAUUUUAUUUGAUUAGAUUUUCCCUCCAUUUCAGGUAUAAGUUUAGGAUGAAGAACCAAAUGAGACAGGGAUUAAUUGUUCUUCAGACAUGCACUUAAUUUAUUUUUAAUCAGGUUUUUUGGCACCAGAGGCUCUCUUUUGUAAUUUGUUGGAGUUGGUUAGUGCCUUAUGUCUGUGCCAUUUGUAGUGCUCUUCUGGUGUUUUGGUUUUAAUUAAAUAUUCUUAGUUUGAUGCAUUUUAUGGAGCCCAGAACACUUGCAGUGUAGAAUCUAAUCGUUCAGUUUGACUGAAGCAACAACAUGGACAUUAUUUUGAAAAGAGGCCAUUUAGGUUACAGAAAAAUGCUUUUUUCCCUCUUUGGUUCCACCAAUUUCAAAUGGAAAAUGACUGGUUGAAUUAAGAGUGAUGUGUGUGUGUCUAUAUAUGUAUAUAAUUUAAACUUUAUCAUUCACUGAGAAUAACUGAGGAUAAAAGUAUCUUUCAAUUUACUUUUUUGGGGUUUCCUGACUUUUGUUAAAAAAAAUAAUUCUUCAAUCAGAAAUUGUGAAAAUAAUUUUUCAGUAUAAAAGUUCUUCUGCUCGGCUUAAUAAGUGUAAACAAUAUCUAAAAUAAAAAUGGUUCAUUUCUCAUAUUUGCAAACCCACCCUGAGCAGAAGAGGUGUCUUUUGUUAAUUUAUCGACUCCAUGAAAAGAAAAAAAAUCAAAAUGUGAAAGAAAAUUUACAAAAAAUCUGUCAUGUAAAAUCUUUCCAAUGCACAUUAAAAAAAGCUUCAAUAUGCAUUUUAAGAUGGAAAAGCGAGUGACCUGUCCUCACUGAACCAUGAUCUGUGAGAGAGAGAAAACACCGCUGCACUAAACAUUGAUAGAAAUGGUUCAUAAUGGAGUUAAUAAUGACAUAUAAACAUUGUUUAUUGGGGUUUGUGACACUUUGGGAAAUUAAACAUAACCCAGGAACAUUUUUGACAAACAUUUAUGAUACACAAACCUAACAGGAGGAGUUAAGAAACUAAAUGAAACUAAACAUGAACAUAAAUUAAACUCUGAACAGUCAGGAGGCCUGCGUUCUGUCCCCUCAUCCCACCCAGUCACCAGAUAUGAUUGGAAAUGCUGGGAUGUCCUCUUAAAAGCACGUCAGGAUUUAGUGGGGUAGUUAAAUGAGCCAAAAGAGGACAGAGGAGGUCAUAGAGGACAGAAAUGAAUGGGUCGGGUCUCUGAGGACGUGUGUGUAGUAUAUAAAUAUAUAUAUAUAUGUGUGUGUGUGUAACAGGGUCAAUUAUACAUUAAUAUAUGUGUGUGUAUAUGGAAUACAGUAUAUUGUACUUUAGUUAUUGUGAUAAUUACACAAAAUCUGUGUCUGUGGAUUUGUUUUUGUUUGUUUUUGUUUCAGUUGAUGCCUGACUAGUUGAGCCUCCUUGUCAGUAAGCGGAACUUUGGUUCGGUUUGUAUUACUACAGCCACAUUCUAUGUAGCACUGCCCUCUAUAAGUGGCGUUUUCGCGCCGAUUUUCUCCCCUUUUGACAUGAAUCUCUGUGGGAGAGGUAAGCGGUUUUGCUGUCCGGUGAAAUUCCUGUUCUAGCAAGCUAAAACUUGUCACAUGACGCUUACUUUGUUGUCAUUUGAUCUGUGUAGGGGCAUGUGUUGUGGCGAUCAAUGACAGGAGGAUUUUGUGUUAAUAUUUUCAUGUCAGGUAUGUCAUUUUCUGUUUGAAAAACUUAACGUUGCCCUUUUGACAUGAAUCUCUGUGGGAGAGGGGCAUGUGUUGUGGCGAUCAAUGACAGGAGGAUUUUGUGUUAAUAUUUUCAUGUCAGGAGCCGGAAAAUAAAUGGAGACUGCCUCCAAAGAGAUGCACGCCUGAGUUUUUGCAUAACACAACGCAGAGACAGAAACAAACCGGUCACAUGUGUAUAUACUAAUGUUUAAAUAUGUGAUUUAAUGCAGCCACCUGAUUCAUCCCCAAGCACUUCUUUUCCUAAUUUUUUCACUAUAUAUCCUAAUGUUCUGUACAUUUAUACAAUUCAUAUAAUAUUCACUUUUCUGUCAGCAAGUGUCAUUAUUGUCUGUUUUCAAAAACAACAUAAAAUAAACUAAAAAAUCUGUGAA
Messenger RNA from Acanthochromis polyacanthus (spiny chromis), 4799 nucleotides. It is a transcript of the gene ifngr1l, whose product is annotated as interferon gamma receptor 1-like. The transcript is spliced from 7 exons. Gene Ontology annotation, molecular function: protein binding. Lineage: Eukaryota; Metazoa; Chordata; Actinopteri; Pomacentridae. The record is from RefSeq and is a predicted model, not a curated record. The coding region runs from base 222 to 1436 and encodes 404 amino acids.